Molecule: messenger RNA, 459 nt
Organism: Hepatospora eriocheir
Lineage: Eukaryota; Fungi; Microsporidia; Hepatosporidae
Source: the annotation of a GenBank genome assembly
AUGGAUUAUGUGCUGUGUGGGCCAAAUAGAAUGUCAAAGAAUAUGACUAUUUUCUGUUCUUAUCUAUCAAAUGAGGAAGUGCCAACAAUUAAUGUUCCAAAUCCAAAUAACCUGUUUUCUUUAGGGAAGUGGUUAAAAGCACGUAAGUAUGCUUAUUCAAAACUUUUUAGUGGUCAUUUAAACGUAAAAGGUGAUUUAAAUGACUAUGACAUAAUCAAGUGGAAAAAGUCAUAUGUACGUAUAUUUGGCUAUACAAUUUACCUAUUUAAUUAUAAAUCUAAGAAAUCUACAGGAAUAAUCAAUAUAAAUGAAGCAAAACCUACAAUUAGUGAAACAAACACAAUAAGUUUAAAUUUAGUUAACUAUGAAAGGAUAUUAGAAUUACACACAGACUCUAAAGAAGAUUUUCAAAAAUUAAAGACAGCAAUAGAAAUACUUUUUCCGAAAGAAAAAUUGUGA